AGAAUACCGCCCGGGACGUGGGACACGCACAUGCACGUAGUCGAUCCGGACACGUUCCCACUGGAUGCUGCCGCUCAAUACAAGCCCAAAGCCCAUACGCUUGAUCAAGCCCAGGACUUCUUGGGCCAGCUCGGUAUCCGGAAGAUGGUCAUAAUUCAACCAAGCAUCUACGGCAACGACAACUCAUGCACACUGGACGGUCUGAAGAGCCUUGGCACCAAGACUGGCCGUGCUGUCAUUCAGUUUGAUCCUGCAUUGGCCUCCAAAGAACAACUCCAAGAAUGGCACGAUAUGGGUGUGAGGGGCGUAAGACUCAACUUCAAGAGUGUCGGCGCGAAUCCAUCAGCCUCAGAAUUAGAGGCAACUCUACGAGACUACGCGGACGCUGUCAGGUCCUUCGGGUGGCCAUUAGAGCUGUAUAUCGCUCUGGAGAACGUCCCUCUGAUCGAGAGCGUGGUGGACACACUAGGUUGCAAGGUCAUUAUAGAUCACUUUGGCCACCCUACAGCAGAGUCGCUGUCCACGGCCAAGACUGCGCAUGAUAUUCAAGGCUUCUCGUCCUUAGUGAAGCUGCUGAGGCAGGGCAACACUUGGGUCAAGAUCUCGGCAUCGUACAGACUGGCAAAAGAUCCGGCGAGCAAAAUCGUCGAAUCGCUUUGCAGGGAGGUUGUACGAGUCAGGUCCGAUAGAUGUGUGUUCGCGACGGAUUGGCCGCAUACGCGAUUCGACGAUGUCGUUGUCGCGGACUACCUGGAGAAGAUCUUGGACUGGUGCGAGGAUGAAGGAGUCGAUCUGUCGCAGGUCCUGGUCAAGAACGCGGAGGAACUGUUCGAUGCGUGAUCGUCGAGAGUCGUGUAGAUGUCCAAUUGAUCCGUGUCAUCACGUAAUGAAGUAGGCUGGCACCUGGUUUUGUUGUGGUUGUGGCGAGAGGAAGAUGAAAGUGCUUGCGUCAGAGAUGGUUGCCCGGCUCUGUGGAGCAGAGCUCACGCGACGUCGGUGCUUCGGACGGAAUCAUCUCCAAACUUUUGCGAUGAGCUUCCAGAAUUCCACUACAAUCCACUUC
Molecule: messenger RNA, 1063 nt
Organism: Zymoseptoria tritici IPO323
Lineage: Eukaryota; Fungi; Ascomycota; Dothideomycetes; Mycosphaerellales; Mycosphaerellaceae
Exons: 3
Coding region: 31-840 (269 amino acids)
Molecular function (GO): hydrolase activity
Source: RefSeq, a predicted model, not a curated record